CAAAUAAUUUCAGAAAUUAAAAAAAUAUAUAGAAAAUUGAUUUUGAUUUGGCAUCCUGAUAAAAAUAUCAAUAACAAGGAAGAAUCUGAAAAGAAAACAAAAGAAAUUACUGAAGCUUAUAGAAUAAUCACAGAAUAUAGAGAAAAGUUUAAAAAAACAAAAUCAAAAAAACAAAAAUUAACACAAAAACCAAAACCAAAAAAACAACCAAAAAAAACAAAACCAAAACAAAUACCAAAAAAGCAACCAAAAACAGAACCAAAAUCUACAAAACAAAAAUCUACAAAUAGUAAACCAAAAGCAGAAGUUGAUAAAGAAAUCUUAAAUUUUCUUUAUUCAUUAUUAAAUAGCAAAAAUGAAAUUAUUAAUUCUGAAGUUAUAAGUUUUAAUUCAAUCAUAUCUUUUGAUCAAAUUUUUUAUUACUUUAAUGAUGAAUCAAAUAUUACUUCUAAUGAUAUAACUAUUAAAUUUGAUUUGAAUUGUCUUCCAAGUUAUGGUGCUGAAAGAGAAACAUUUUAUGGAAAAAAUAUUAGAACAGGAAAAGAUAUUGUUGUUAAAAGAUAUUUAUUUAAUCAAUUUGAUAUUAAAAGAUAUAAAACAACUAUUUUAACAACAUUAGUUUCACAAUUUUUUGCUAAUCAAUUUAAUAAUACCAAAGUAGCAUCAUAA
Messenger RNA from Scutellospora calospora, 669 nucleotides. NCBI's taxonomy places the organism in Eukaryota, Fungi, Glomeromycota, Glomeromycetes, Diversisporales, Gigasporaceae. The record is from the annotation of a GenBank genome assembly.